GCCUCAUUCGCCGUCUUUUACUUUCCCUCUCUCACGUCGUCGGGAUCCACCAAACACCCCAAUAUUGACUCCUCCCCUCUCCACUCAAAAAUAAGAGACCUGGAAGAGCAACUUGAACUCCUUUCCUUGGGUGUGUCUUCCCUAAGAAAUAUGACCCGUGACGGGAACAUGACGAGUCGGUUCUCCCUGUUGGAGUCCGUGGUGGGGCAGUACGCGACGAAGGUGGACGCAUUGGGGGACCAAAUACAGCGUCUCGUCUCCGCGAACGAGGCACUCGUCCUCGAAAUGGGGAGACUAAAGAUGGAUGUGUCGUCGAUGAGUGAAGUGAGGGAGGUGGUGAGGGCGGCCAUCGAGAAGUACGACAGUGACAAGACAGGACGGAAGGACUAUGCCCUACAUUCCGCGGGGGGGCACAUUCUCUCGUCCUCGAAGCCCUACUCGGACUACUACGAGGCAUACUCCUUCUUCGGAUCCCCUCCGUCAAGAAGUACUCCGACCCCACCUCCUGACACUCUCCCUGGCAAUUGCUGGGCCAUGGACGGGAGUGGAGGGUUCAUCGUGAUAGGACUGGCCAGGACUGUCCAAUUCAGAGCAUUCAGCGUAGAACACGCCUCUCCGUUGCUGACCACAAGGGAGGAACGGACGUCUGCCCCCCGGGAGUUGAGUGUGUUCACUCUGACCACCCCGACAGACGACAGUCCUCGGUGGGUGGGGGACUUUGCUUAUGACUUGGAUUCGAGUGUGAUCCAGACAUUCGACUUGGAUGUGAGUGAGUGUUGUGACUGUAGGGGGUGUUCGAGACCAACAUUGUCAUGUUCCGGUUCUCCUCCAACCAGGGGAAUGACAAAUACACGUGCAUAUAUCGAAUCAGGGUGUACGACUAGUUAGUUGACUAUUCGCUUAUAAAUUUAUUGGGAAGCAUAACGAGCAUAACUAAAUAUCAAACAAGUCCAGACUUUUCUCGAGUCGGACUCUACAAUCACAGACCAGACUACCUUUCAUCAGACACCACCUUCAGUUGGAUAGCCAACUCACUCUCGGGCAUAGCUGACGAGGUGAGAGCCUUUCUACGUUCAAUGAGAGGAGCAAACAA
Octopus sinensis (East Asian common octopus) is the source of this 1093-nucleotide messenger RNA. Its product is annotated as SUN domain-containing protein 1-like. Gene Ontology annotation, molecular function: protein-membrane adaptor activity. Gene Ontology annotation, biological process: nuclear envelope organization. Lineage: Eukaryota; Metazoa; Mollusca; Cephalopoda; Octopoda; Octopodidae. Bases 151 to 888 code for a protein of 245 amino acids. The record is from RefSeq and is a predicted model, not a curated record. Gene Ontology annotation, cellular component: nuclear envelope. The transcript is spliced from 2 exons.